Messenger RNA from Halichondria panicea, 3169 nucleotides. RefSeq names its product eukaryotic translation initiation factor 4 gamma 2-like. Gene Ontology annotation, molecular function: mRNA binding; protein binding; translation initiation factor activity. The record is from RefSeq and is a predicted model, not a curated record. The transcript is spliced from 26 exons. Lineage: Eukaryota; Metazoa; Porifera; Demospongiae; Suberitida; Halichondriidae. Gene Ontology annotation, cellular component: eukaryotic translation initiation factor 4F complex. The coding region runs from base 285 to 3035 and encodes 916 amino acids.
CUACAAAUUCUAGUUCUAAGGUUGAUGAUCAUUACCCACUCGCACGUGGUGUUGUUGCUCAAUCCCCAAAGCUUGUCUGCUGGUACUGAUCUGUUUCCAUGGUUUGAUGCUCUGAUACCUCCUCCAAGAUCCCUCCAGCCUUUAACCCGUAGAUAGCGUUGUUGGUCGUGUGUGUGGUUGUCAAGGUGGCGGAGGAUAGUGAGGGGAAGGUGCGAUAUCGUCGGGUGGUGACCCCCAGCUCUCAACGAUGGGUACCCCCCACAGCCAGGGAGAACGUAGACCCCAUGCAGACACUCUUCAGGAAAAUACGAGGGAUACUCAAUAAGAUAACUCCAGAUAACUUUGAUAAGCUAAGCUAUGAACUCACUCAAUUACCAGCCGUCCACACGAAAGAAGCUCUCAAAGGAGUCAUCCUACUAGUAUACGAGAAGGCCCUGGAGGGACCCCACUACACAUACAUGUACGCACAGCUGUGCCGCAGACUCAACGAAUUAGUACCAAACUUUGAGGAGCCUGGCAGCCAAUCCACUACAUUUCGUAAGCUGUUACUGCACAAGUGCCAGGAGGAGUUUGGGAACAGGAAAGCUUCGUUUGAGAGGAGAGAUGGACUCAGCUCAGAAGAGGAGGAACAGAGGGGCAUGGCCAAGAGGAAGAUGCUCGGAAACAUCAGAUUCGUUGGGGAGCUGUUCAAGAUUGGUGUUCUGCACGAGGCCAUCAUCCACAGCUGCAUCAAGGAGCUGCUUGAGCGUCGUCGUGGCGCCAGCAUUGCAGACAUUACUGAGAAUAUGGAGUGUCUCUGUCCAUUUCUGAGCACGGUGGGGGGUAAACUGGACACGCCCAGAGCUAAGGGUUGGAUGGACAAGUAUUUUGAGCGAAUGCACUCUCUGACCUUUAACCCUGACCUCCCACGGAGAAUUCACUUCAUGCUGUUGGAUUUACGCGAGCUCAGGGCUAACAAGUGGCAGCCUCGUCGCUUCUCAAGUCAGCCUGGACCACGCCCCAUCCAUGAGAUACGACAGGAGGUGUACCACGACAAACCCACCCCUCCACCAUUGAAGCCAUUUAAACAGCCACCUUUCAGAGGUUCCAAGUACCCCCCAGUGCUGCCACAGCGUACCCCCUCUGGUGACGAGGGGUUCCUCACGUCCCCUCCGGAUGGCAGACACUUGUUCUCACCACAAGAGUCCAUAUCCAUGGAAUUUCCGACACCACCACCACCACCACCACUCCUUCAGGCAGAUGGAGGCGUGAUCAAAGGGGCGGAGCCUAGCAAAGUGGAAAAGAAACCACUCAGAAAACUCCCCAAAGCAAAGACUGGCGACACAGUUAGUCUUCGUCCCUCUUUGGGAGGGCUCAAGCCAUCGUUACGGCAACCAUCACAUGACGAUGACUCUACUGGUUCCACAACCUCACUGACUGAGAGUGGUGAGAGCAAGGUCAAGAAGGUCGAACGAUUACCUCGUACUAGGGACGACUCAUCAGACGAUGAGGACCAACCAAAUUCUGCUGCCCCCCUUCACCCAAUAGCAGGAAUGCCCCCUCGACCGUUUGGACCUGGCUACCCCCCACACAUGAUGCUCCCCAGAGUCUACCCCCGACCACCUAUGUACCCCAUCACCAAUAUACCCCCUAGACCAAUGAUGUAUGCCCCUCCCCCUGGUCCAAUGCAUCCCCCUAAUUCCAGGCAAAGGUUAUACGGCCCACCUCCCCCAAUAGGACCUCCCAUGGCCCCGUACACUGGGCCACGGUUCAGACCACCACCACCGCAAGGGAUACAGUCUAACUAUGGACCACCCCCUGGGUGGGUCACACCCCCUCCAGAGAGACCACACCCACUAACAGAGCUGGCAGAAGUCCCCCUUCCCCCACACUUAGAGCGAAAUGAGCCACUCAAGGUCAAACAUAUCUCUGCUAAGACUGGCAAGAAGGGCGGAGCCUCAGGAAAGAAAGCAGUAAAGAACGAAAAUGAAAAAGCUGUGGAGCUUCUCAUUGGUCAGCUGCUCAAGUCACGUGACCUUGAGGGUAGUGUAGCGGCUGUGAAGCUAACGAGUGUACCCAGAGACGCACUCACCACCCUACUCAUCACCAAGACACUCGGGAAGUCAGAGGAUGACCGCACUCGUAUCAGUGACCUCAUCAAACAGCUACACUCAGAGGAGCUGGUAACGGCACAGCACUUCCUACAGGCUGUUGGGAAGGUACUGUCGUCAGCUGGUGACUAUGAGACCUCCCUCCCCCAGUACAAGACCUAUCUAGCCGGCUUCAUGGCCAGAGCCAUCGCACACGAUGUCGUGGAGUUUGGUGCCAUAGCAACGACCUUUGAACACGGAGCUCAUCAUCCGACAUUGCUCGUUGUGUUGCAAGCCCUCACCACACUAGUUGGAGAGGAUACGGUGUCUCGUAGAGUGCGUGGGUUAAAGCUCUCCUCCUUACUGCCAGUUGAGUACCGAUCUCACGAGGCCAUCACUGAACUACUGGAGGCAAAGAAGCUGAUCUUCCUGUAUCCCCUGCGACACAUUCAGACUGAGCUGUCAGCCAAGCUACGACAACAAGACAUCAGCUCAGUGGCCAUUUACAAGUGGAUCAAGAUCAAUGUUGACUCCACCUACUACCACACCCCGGAGUUCAUCAUGGUGCUCACGAAAUGUAUUCUGGAGUAUGUGUGCUCGGAGUCCACGCUGGCCCCUUCAGUUGCUAGGGCCGACAAUCCAUCCAAAUCAGUCGUCACUAGAGAGAAACAGCUCAUGGAAAAGUUUAAGGUUCUUAUUGAGAGGUUUGUGAGUGACGACACACAGCUGCAGAUCAGCACACUCUACGCCACACAGACUUUCUGUCAUCAAAACAACUUCCCUAAAGGUCUACUGCUGCGUCUGUUCUCUUACCUGUACAGUAUGGACGUCGUGGAAGAGGAGGCUCUCCUCAAGUGGAGGGAGGAUCUCUCACAAGAGUACCCCGGGAAGGGAAAGGCUCUGUUUCAGGUAAACCAGUGGUUGGUACUGUUGGCUGAAGCAGAUACCUCUGAGGAGGAGACUUAACUAAUAAACUAUAAUAGACAGACACUUAAUUAUACCAUGCCAGCACCGAUCAAAUGGGCGGGACACCAUUGUACUGUGUAAACAAGAAUUGUACAGUUUUUGAUUUAAUAAUAAGUGUUUAACUACUUUCACAA